This is a messenger RNA of Rubroshorea leprosula, 1008 nucleotides long. NCBI's taxonomy places the organism in Eukaryota, Viridiplantae, Streptophyta, Magnoliopsida, Malvales, Dipterocarpaceae. The record is from the annotation of a GenBank genome assembly.
ACCUUCGAUUCUCCUCAAUCUCAAAUCAAAGGGAGAGGAGAAGCUGAUUCCCAUUUACCGGGAUCUCAUGGCUCUAAUUACCCGAACGACGGCCACCGGCGCCGCCUAUCGACUCCCUCUCCUUCUAUCCGCCAAUCGCUCUCUUGCUCUCCACACCACCGUCCCUUCUCUCUCCCCCACAAACCCCUCGUCCCCAACCCCAUAUGCUCGACCUCCUCCCCCGGCGACUUCCUCACCCAUGGGCCUCUCCAAGGCCGCCGAAUACGUGAUCUCGAAAGUCGAUGACCUCCUCAACUGGGCUCGCCGCGGUUCUAUCUGGCCCAUGACCUUCGGACUUGCUUGCUGUGCUGUCGAGAUGAUGCACACCGGAGCUGCCCGCUAUGAUCUCGACCGCUUCGGUAUCAUUUUCAGGCCUAGCCCUCGUCAGUCUGAUUGCAUGAUUGUAGCUGGUACCCUGACCAACAAGAUGGCUCCUGCCCUGCGCAAGGUUUAUGACCAAAUGCCAGAGCCUAGGUGGGUCAUUUCAAUGGGAAGCUGUGCGAAUGGGGGUGGUUACUACCACUACUCAUACUCUGUGGUUCGAGGUUGCGAUAGAAUUGUUCCUGUGGACAUCUAUGUUCCAGGUUGCCCACCGACUGCUGAGGCUCUACUCUAUGGACUCCUCCAGCUUCAGAAAAAGAUCAACAGGCGUAAGGAUUUCCUCCACUGGUGGACCAAGUAAGGGAUCUCACGUUGCUACAAAGCAGUAUUGGCCCUAAACAUGACUGUCUAAUAAAUCCAUUUCUUGGUAUCAGUUCUCUGGUGAAAGACCCUAUAGAGGAAGACAUUAUUAAUCUGGAUACACAAUCUAGAAAACUUGUUUUAAGAUUCAGUGUUUACUCAAUCGGGUUAUGUUUGUACUUUGUAUGGUGGUUUGACUUUAGUUUAUGAUGAGAACUUGAGCAAAUUGUUCAGUGGAUGCUCAUGUUUUUGUUUAAAUAUCAGUAUGAAUAAAUUUUGUUUGUGACA